AUGCACCGCGGCGAGCAGCCUUUGAAAAAGCGGCGCGGCUCGUUCAAGAUGGCGGAGCUCGACCAGUUGCCUGACGAGAGCUCUUCAGCAAAAGCCCUUGUCAGUUUAAAAGAGGGAAGCUUAUCUAACACAUGGAAUGAGAAGUAUAGUUCUUUACAGAAAACACCUGUUUGGAAAGGCAGGAACUCAAGCUCUGCUGUGGAAAUGAAAUUUACAGCAACAAUGUCAACACCAGAUAAGAAAGUAUCACAGAAGAUUGGUUUUCGAUUGCGUAACCUACUCAAGCUUCCCAAAGCACAUAAAUGGUGCAUAUAUGAAUGGUUCUACUCAAAUAUAGAUAAACCACUCUUUGAAGGCGAUAAUGACUUCUGUGUAUGUCUAAAGGAAUCUUUUCCUAAUUUGAAGACAAGAAAGUUAACAAGAGUAGAAUGGGGAAAAAUCAGGCGACUUAUGGGAAAACCACGGAGAUGUUCUUCUGCAUUUUUUGAGGAAGAGAGAUCAGCAUUAAAACAGAAACGGCAGAAAAUAAGGCUCUUACAACAGAGGAAAGUUGCAGAUGUUUCACAAUUCAAAGAUCUCCCGGAUGAAAUUCCUUUGCCUCUAGUCAUUGGAACCAAAGUUACAGCACGAUUGCGUGGUGUUCAUGAUGGCCUGUUCAUUGGACAAAUAGAUGCUGUGGAUACUCUUAAUGCUACUUAUAGAGUAACUUUUGAUAGGACAGGACUUGGAACCCAUACCAUCCCUGACUAUGAAGUUCUUAGUAAUGAACCUCACGAGACAAUGCCAAUUGCUGCCUUUGGACAAAAACAGCGGCCUUCUCGAUUUUUCAUGACCCCACCACGGUUACAUUACACUCCUCCUCUCCAGUCACCUAUUACGGAUAAUGAUCCUUUAUUAGGACAGUCGCCUUGGAGAAAUAAAAUUUCUGGUUCCGACACUGAAACGUUAGGUGGUUUUCCAGUAGAAUUCCUUAUCCAAGUGACCAAAUUAUCAAAAAUCCUCAUGAUUAAAAAGGAACACAUCAAGAAGUUAAGAGAAAUGAACACAGAAGCAGAAAAAUUGAAGUCAUAUUCCAUGCCCAUAAGCAUUGAAUUUCAGCGGAGAUAUGCAACUAUUGUUCUAGAGCUUGAACAGCUGAAUAAGGACCUAAACAAAGUUUUACAUAAAGUUCAACAAUACUGCUAUGAGCUCGCUCCAGACCAGGGACUCCAGCCUGCAGAUCAACCAACAGAUAUGAGACGAAGGUGUGAAGAAGAAGCACAGGAAAUUGUUCGGCAAGCCAAUUCCUCAACGGGACAUCCCUGUGUUGAAAAUGAAAGUCUUACAGACUUAAUCGCCAGACUUACAGCUGUUUUAUUACAAAUUAAGUGUCUAGCAGAAGGUGGAGACCUGAAUUCCUUUGAAUUCAAAUCACUUACAGAUUCAUUAAAUGAUAUCAAGAGUACAAUAGAUCCUUCCAAUAUAAGCUGCUUUCAGAAUAAUGUAGAAAUCCAUGUUGCACAUAUUCAGAGUGGCCUGAGCCAAAUGGGAAACUUACAUGCCUUUGCAGCAAAUAACACCAACAGAGACUGAGUAGAAGAUUUAAUUAUUCCAACUGCAUAGGACAUUGUUUUUGAGAAGUUCUUUUCCUUUAUGUAGGCUUCCAACACCAAAUACCUAGCUGCUGGAAAACAAGGGAAAUUAAAAUCUCCAAAUAAGGCAUUUUAAGAUCCUGUACUGCUUCUUAAACGAACAUUACUGAUCAGCAUUAUAUUUUUCUUUUAUAUUAUUCAACUGCAGAAGUUUUACUUAUGUUACAUAUGUUUAUUAUAAAAUAUUUUUAAAUUGAAAACAUCUGAACACAUUAAUUUCAUGGAAGAAUAUUUUAAACAUUUUUUAAAUGUGUAUGAAAUCAACCCAACUACCACAAUGGAAAACAAGAAGAAAAUGGUCUUUUUGUGCAUGCUGGUGGCAGUGUGGAAAUUCAACUAAAAAACUACAAUUUCAGUUAAUUUAGUUGAUCAGCAUCUCUGUCUUCAAAAAAUGACAUCAUGAAGUACAGGAGGUACUUUUUGUAAAGGAAGCCACUGGAAUGGAGCUAGGAAAGAAGGACUUUACGAGUACAUAUAGCAUAUACUUGUAAUGUGACAUGGCUCUAAUAGAUCAUUAUAUCAUUUUUAAAUGUUUUAAUUUAUC
Chrysochloris asiatica (Cape golden mole) is the source of this 2175-nucleotide messenger RNA. It is a transcript of the gene LIN9, whose product is annotated as lin-9 homolog (C. elegans). Gene Ontology annotation, biological process: regulation of transcription by RNA polymerase II; DNA-templated transcription; regulation of cell cycle. Gene Ontology annotation, molecular function: DNA binding. The transcript has 14 exons. Lineage: Eukaryota; Metazoa; Chordata; Mammalia; Afrosoricida; Chrysochloridae. The record is from RefSeq and is a predicted model, not a curated record. The coding region runs from base 1 to 1572 and encodes 523 amino acids. Gene Ontology annotation, cellular component: transcription repressor complex; nucleoplasm.